AUGAGCGUGGACGUUCAGGAUGAGCGCAGUCUGUUCUGCUUGCAGCCAUUGCCAAAAAGUAACGCGGCCGCUCCUUCGGCGUGCGGCGUCCUCAGCCGUCUUAAUCCCACAAACAGAAACAAUGCGCAAGGGCACAUCAAAGAGGACGUAACUUCCAGCGGGUCACCCCGGGAGAUUCGCCAAAAAAUAGCAAGAGACAGUCCUACAGGUGAGUCCGCCAUCAUCCGAGGGACCUUAAACUCUACGCACCCGCGGAAACGAGGGGUCGUGACAGAAGCAAGGCGCUUGGCGCGCAACAAGCAAAUUUUGAAUAGGACGGUGACACCCGUGGAGGAUGCGGUCUUACAUUGGGAUCAGACCCGCCACCGUAGUAAGAGGAUAAAGUUGAACGACGGGCUGAGAAGUGGGGGCACGCCGGCAGGUGGACACCACAAUGCGCCUAAGCCUUCUUCAACGGGGGAGGGAGAUCGACACAGGAGGGGUACCAAAGAGGAGAAAGCUUGGAAGAGGGGGAGAACCCGCUUGAACAAAAGCUCAGGGGCUCACACAUCGCCAUGGGAACCCAUCCCCAAGCCGCUGGCCCUGACAUCCACCGACGCGCCCUUUGACCUUCUCACCAGGAGGCCCGAACUCUUCACAUUCCGAGAGGACAACCCAUGGGACGCCACGCCGAUCACGCCGCCUGGCUCGCAGGACUUCGGCGACGAGAUCAAGAAUCCCUUCUACCCGGUGACCAGCGAGACGUACGGCGCUUACGCCAUCACUUGCGUGUCAGGGGUCAUCUUCCUUGUGGGAGUCGCCGGUAACAUCGCCAUCCUGUGCAUCGUGUGCCAGAACUACUACAUGAAGAGCAUCUCAAAUUCAUUGCUGGCUAACUUGGCUGUGUGGGAUUUUGUGCUCAUCUUGUUCUGCCUGCCCAUGGUGGUCUUCCAUGAGUUGACCAAGUCUUGGCUACUGGGGGAAUUCACCUGCAGGGUGGUGCCAUAUAUGGAGGUGGCCUCCUUGGGCGUGACAACAUUCACCCUGUGCGCCUUGUGCAUCGAUCGCUUCCGGGCGGCCACCAAUGUGCAGAUGUAUUACGAGAUGAUCGAAAACUGCACGUCUACCACGGCCAAGCUAGCCGUCAUCUGGAUCGGAGCGCUCCUGUUGGCGCUGCCCGAGCUGCUUAUCCGGCAACUGGUGGUGGAAGAGGCCGAAAUCCCGGACGAACCUCCCGAGGAACGCUGCAUCAUCCGGAUCUCCACGUCCCUCCCCGACAUGCUCUACGUGCUGGGCUUGACGUACGAGGGCGCCAGGCUGUGGUGGUGCUUUGGCUGCUACUUUUGCCUCCCCACGCUCUUCACCAUCGGGUGCUCGUUGGUGACGGCGCGGAAGAUCCGACACGCCGAGCAGGCCAGCGUGCGAAGCAACAAGAAGCAAAUACGCCUAGAGAGCCAGAUGAACUGCACGGUGGUGGCGCUGGCCAUCGUCUACGGCGCCUGCGUGGUGCCCGAGAACAUCUGCAACAUCGUUUCGGUGUACAUGGCGGCCGGCGUUCCCGAGAACACCAUGUCGGUGCUCCACCUCCUCUCACAGCUGCUGCUCUUCUGCCGUGCGGCAGUGACGCCCGUGUUGCUCCUGCUCUUGUGUCGCCCGCUGGGCAGGGCCUUUUUGGACUGCUGCUGUUGCUGCUGCUGCAGCCGUACGCCCUCCUCCACUACAGCCAGUGACGAUAACGAACACGAGUGUACCACCGAGCUGGAGUUGUCGCCGUUUAGCACCAUUCGCCGUGAGCUGAGCAACUACACACCGGCAGGAUCUCAUUGCUAA
Messenger RNA from Nerophis lumbriciformis (worm pipefish), 1809 nucleotides. NCBI's taxonomy places the organism in Eukaryota, Metazoa, Chordata, Actinopteri, Syngnathiformes, Syngnathidae. The record is from RefSeq and is a predicted model, not a curated record.